Exophiala oligosperma is the source of this 2148-nucleotide messenger RNA. RefSeq lists its product as uncharacterized. The coding region runs from base 258 to 1769 and encodes 503 amino acids. Gene Ontology annotation, molecular function: hexose transmembrane transporter activity. The record is from RefSeq and is a predicted model, not a curated record. Gene Ontology annotation, cellular component: membrane. NCBI's taxonomy places the organism in Eukaryota, Fungi, Ascomycota, Eurotiomycetes, Chaetothyriales, Herpotrichiellaceae. Gene Ontology annotation, biological process: monosaccharide transmembrane transport. The transcript has 3 exons.
GAACACUUGAUGGAACCCAACAUCUUCAAUCAAUCUCCAUUCAAUUUAUUUGCAGAGGCUAUACAUUGUCUGUGUCGAGUAUUUGUAGACCAGCCCUGAGGCACUGUUUGAGCUCGUGUCGGUAUCCUAUACGGAGCCUCGACUCGUGUCAUCAACCAACCUUUUUCAUCUACGAGUACCUUGUCCACCCCGAAAACAGCCGUUACAGGACACGUCAAGAUAUCACUGUUAUCGACGGCCGCCGUUGACACUUCAUCAUGGCUCUUGUGGCCAAAUUGAAAUCAUGGUCUGAGGGCUUGACGCCUUAUUUCAUCUACCUCCUCUUUGUCGCAACCUUGGGACCUCUUUUGUUCGGCUACCAUCUGGCCGAGCUCAACGCUCCCCAAGAAGUCAUCACAUGCACGAAAAAGUCACUCACCUCUUCACCAUCGUCGUCGUCUUCUCUCCCACAGUGCAUCCCCAUGGAUUCGACUCAACUGGGACUCGUUUCUUCAAUCUUCACUCUCGGUGGUCUCCUCGGUGCUCUGUUCUCAGGUUCCCUCGCCGCACGCUACGGCCGCCUCAUGGUCAUGCGCGUCAACACCAUCCUCCUCGCCUUGGGCCCUCUGGGCGAGACGUUCGCUCCCAACAUCCCCAUCCUCGCACUGGGUCGAUUGAUAUCCGGCCUGGGCGCGGGGGUCUCCGUCGUCGUCGUGCCCAUCUACAUUUUCGAGAUCGCCCCACCCAAGGAGAAGGGCUUCUUCGGCGCCUUCACCCAGAUCGCCACGAACAUGGGCAUCUUCACGACCCAAGUUUUGGGGUACUUUCUCAGUCACGGCCAAAUGUGGCGCGUCAUUCUCGCGGUCGCGGGCGUGAUUGGCGUCGGGCAGUUCGUCGGCUUGCUCUUCGCCGUCGACAGUCCAAAAUGGCAAGCCGACCAUGCCGACGCACAACAGGCCAAGAACAACCUGAAGCGGAUCAGAGGACACAAGGCUGACAUCGGUGAGGAAGUCGAAGGGUGGAGAGGCACAACUGGUCAGGACGAUGGAAAUGACGAGGAACAAACGCUCCUUUCCCGCGACAAUGGCAACCCCGACCUCCCUCCCUCUUCGACGCCGCCGCCCAAGACAUCACCGCACGCCACCGACGUCGGCAUCCUUGCGGUCCUGCUCGACCCGAAACACAACCGGGCCAUCCUCGCCGUGGUGGUGGUCAUGAUGGCCCAGCAACUCUGCGGCAUCAACAGCAUCAUCAUGUACGGCGUGUCCUUGCUGGCGGGCCUCCUGGCCUCCAACUCGGCCCUGCUCAACAUCUUCGUGAGCGUGCUCAACGUCGUCGCCACCACGGCCUUCGCGCCCCUGGCCGACGUCCUCGGCCGCAAGGCCUGCAUCCUCGGCAGCAUCGCGGGCAUGGGCGCGUCGAGCGUCCUGCUGGCCCUCGGCAUCCGCGGCGCCGUCCCGGUCCUCAGCGCCGUGGCGGUGCUGUUGUUCGUCGCCAGCUUCGCCUUCGGCCUCGGCCCCGUCCCCUUCAUCCUGAGCAGCGAACUCGUGGGCCCCGAGGCGGUCGGGGCCACCCAGAGCUGGGCCCUGGCCGCCAACUGGAUCUCCACCUUUGUGGUCGCCCAGUUCUUCCCCAUGGUGAACGAGAGGCUGGGCAAGGGCGUGGUGUACUUCGUCUUUGCCGGCCUGGCCGCCCUGUUCUUCGUCUUCGUCUCGUGGUACGUGCCCGAGACAAAAGGCAAGAGGGACGCCGACGAGGUUUGGGGGAGGGCCCCGAGGAGGGAAGACUAAGAGCUGCUUGCCUUUUUUUCUCUUCUUCGUUCGACUCUUGACCCCGAAGGAUGAAUCUCCUUCUUUCUUUUUCUUUGAUCGUGGCGUCGUCGAGUAGGAAAGAAGUGAAUGAGGGAGGCAGUGGCCAAUAUCAAUCAUCUGGAAAAAUUGUGGUGGACUUGUCCGAGUUUCAGCGUAACAGAAUAUGACAUCAAAAGAGCAGGUCAGGGAGUAAGAAAGGAGAGGACCAUCGUGGUGACAUAGUAUGAUGUAUGAUAGCCCGAGAUUGUUCUCUGCUAUAUACAAGACAUGGAAAGUACUGUGAGGAUGAGUGCAUGCCUGAGAAUUAAGCUGUCUCGGCUCAGCGUGCUUCUGAUAUUGAUAGGAAAUCAGACUUCAC